GGGUGGUUGCCGUGCUGGGUGAGUUGAGGCCUCGUUCCCUCGACGCCAAGCCAGCCAGCGUGUUCUUCCGUGCGGCUUGGUUGGAGACGGCGCCUGCGGUGGUGUCAUGCUGCCUUGAUCGACUACCGAGCGCGCGCGGCGGAAAUGGAGGGCGCUUCUUCUUCUUCUUCUUCUUCGUCGUCGGCGGCGGCGGCGUUGGCGGUGCAGGGAGGCCGGGGCGGGGAGGUGGGGAUCCGGGUCGGCGCCACCAACAUCGGGAGGCUUCGCUGCACGGCGCGGCAGCAGCAGGGGAAGCAGCACGGCGGGAGGGGCGGCGGCGUCACGUCGUGGCACCUCAGGGUGUUCGCGGCCGUCGUCGGGGUCAUGGGCUGCGUCCUGCUCGCCGCGUCGCUCGCCAUGUCCGCGCUGCACCAGGUGCAGUUCAGGAACGCCGCCAUCUCCAGGAACUUCAGGGGUCUCCAGGAGCUCAAGCAGAACAUUGUAAGGAGGGAGAAACCAGACCAGAUAAUGCAUGGAAGACUCCUGCAGAUGGCAACUUCAGCGGUCACCAAGUGCAGAAUGGCUCUGAAUCAGAGGAUUUCGCGCAAUGGGAAGAGCCCUACAAACAAGCACGGAAAUGGACGCCCUGUGCUGCUAAGCACAGUUUGGCGGAUGAAGAACUCCAUGUCUUCAGUUCUGACACUAGAAUUGGGUCAAGCAGAGCCUGACGAGAUCAACAACGGUUUCAUACUGAUCAGCGCGAAUGGUGGUCUCAACCAACAGCGUGUCGCUGUAUGCAAUGCUGUUGUCGUUGCUGCUCUGCUCAAUGCUACACUAGUCCUCCCCCGAUUCCUGUACAGCAGUGUGUGGAAGGACACAAGUCAGUUCGGUGACAUCUAUCAGGAAGACUACUUCGUGAACUACAUGAAGAAUGAUGUGCACAUUGUGAAAGAAUUACCACCACACCUUCAGUCACUAGAUCUCGAAGCAAUCGGCAGCCAGGUCACUGACAUGGACAUCUCGAAAGAGGCUGAACCAUCUGAAUUCGUCAGAUCUGUGCUUCCAAUUCUCCAGCAAAAUGGCGUCGUUCAUUUCCUCGGAUUCGGAAACCGUCUGGGCUUCGACUCAGUACCCGUCCAUCUUCAGAGGCUGAGGUGCAGAUGCAACUUCCACGCUCUCAAGUUCGUCCCCGAGCUCCAGCAAGCAGGCUCCCUGCUGGUCCAGCGGCUGCGCAAGGUGAGCGCGAUGCAGACCGAGAUGGACAAGCAGCUGUUCGGGAACAAUAUGGUCGAGCUCGACCCGGCGGCCUUCGCCGAGGACCACGCCGCCGGCGGGCCGAGCAGGUACCUCGCCCUGCACAUGAGGUUCGAGGAGGACAUGGUGGCCUACUCCCUAUGCGAGUUCGGCGGCGGGGAGGAGGAGAGGAGGGAGCUCCAGGCGUACAGGGAGACCCACUUCCCGACGCUCGCCAUGCGCCUUCGGAACGCCACGGUUUCGCCGGAGGAGCAGCGCAGCCUGGGGAGGUGCCCGCUGACGCCGGAGGAAUCGGGCCUCAUCCUCUCCGCUCUCGGCUACGAUGGCCGCACGUUCAUCUACGUCGCCGGGUCGCAGAUAUACGGCGGCGCACCACGGCUGCGGCCCCUGACGCGGCUGUACCCGAAUCUUGUCACCAAGGAGGACAUCCUCACCACCGACGAGCUCGCUCCGUUCAAGAAUUUCUCUUCACGGCUUGCGGCGCUGGACUUCAUCGCGUGCGCCUCGGCGGACGUGUUCGCGGUGACGGACUCCGGCAGCCAGCUAUCGUCGCUGGUGUCCGGGUUCCGGAUCUACCACGGGAGGGGCCGCGCGCCGACGCUGCACCCGAACCGAAAGCGCUACGCGCAGGUGCUGUCGGAGGAAGGGAGCAUCGCGUGGGGCGGGUUCCGGAGGAGGGUGAGGCAGAUGGUGGAGGAGUACAAGCGGGUGAGCCCGCGGCCGAGGGGCCGGAGCGUGUACCGGCAGCCGAGGACGCCAGGGUGCAUGUGCAGGGCCGCCGGCGACGGCAGCGUCGACUUCUGACGAUGCCCCCAGUUUGCGGCGUCGACCUGGGAUCAUGUGUUCCAUUGAUUCUUUUGUAGUUUGUGCAUAACUUAUUUCUUAACUUUGAUAGCAGCUCAGCAGCAUAGGUGGAAGGAAAGGUGGUACAAUUUUGAGUUCUUAUAGUAUGUAACACAUCUUUACACAGAGGGGUUGUACAAAAGUAAGAUGUGCCAGGCCUAAAUACAUCUCUAAAAUGGUUAGUCCAAAAUAGAUAUAUAUAUAUAUAUAUAUAUAUGUGUGUGUGUUCCAUA
This is a messenger RNA of Setaria italica (foxtail millet), 2309 nucleotides long. RefSeq lists its product as uncharacterized. The transcript is spliced from 10 exons. Bases 145 to 2037 code for a protein of 630 amino acids. The record is from RefSeq and is a predicted model, not a curated record. NCBI's taxonomy places the organism in Eukaryota, Viridiplantae, Streptophyta, Magnoliopsida, Poales, Poaceae.